Molecule: messenger RNA, 2861 nt
Organism: Psammomys obesus (fat sand rat)
Lineage: Eukaryota; Metazoa; Chordata; Mammalia; Rodentia; Muridae
Gene: Rad51
Product: RAD51 recombinase
Exons: 10
Coding region: 240-1259 (339 amino acids)
Biological process (GO): reciprocal meiotic recombination; mitotic recombination; chromosome organization involved in meiotic cell cycle
Cellular component (GO): condensed nuclear chromosome
Molecular function (GO): DNA strand exchange activity; single-stranded DNA binding; ATP-dependent DNA damage sensor activity
Source: RefSeq, a predicted model, not a curated record
CGUGCCUGGCCGCGAGGCUUUGGCGGGAUUUCUGAAAGUGGCGCGCUGCCCCGGUAACAGUUCGCAGUCGGUGCCCGGGCAAAGCCGAGGCGACCCCCGAGGCGCCGCUGCGGGGACCGAAACUCGCUCCCAUUCUCCCUACACGUCCUAACGGAGGAGCUGCGAAGAGGGUUCGAGUCCGGGGCGAGCGUGGUGUGUGCUGCUGGACGGGGCGGGCGGCCCGCGGCUGCGGGACCGAAAUGGCCAUGCAGAUGCAGCUUGAAGCAAACGCAGACACUUCCGUUGAAGAAGAAAGCUUCGGUCCACAACCUGUUUCACGGCUAGAGCAAUGUGGCAUAAAUGCCAAUGAUGUGAAGAAAUUAGAAGAAGCUGGUUACCAUACAGUGGAGGCUGUUGCUUAUGCACCAAAGAAGGAACUAAUAAAUAUUAAGGGAAUUAGUGAAGCCAAAGCUGACAAGAUUCUGACUGAGGCAGCUAAAUUAGUUCCAAUGGGUUUCACCACUGCAACUGAAUUUCACCAACGGCGGUCAGAAAUCAUACAGAUUACUACUGGCUCCAAAGAGCUUGACAAACUGCUUCAAGGUGGAAUUGAGACUGGAUCUAUCACAGAGAUGUUUGGAGAAUUCCGAACUGGGAAGACACAGAUCUGUCAUACAUUGGCUGUAACAUGCCAGCUUCCCAUUGAUCGUGGUGGAGGUGAAGGAAAGGCCAUGUACAUUGACACUGAGGGUACCUUUCGUCCAGAAAGGCUGCUAGCAGUGGCUGAGAGAUAUGGUCUCUCUGGCAGUGAUGUCCUAGAUAAUGUAGCAUAUGCUCGAGGGUUCAACACAGACCACCAGACCCAGCUCCUUUAUCAAGCGUCAGCCAUGAUGGUAGAAUCCAGAUAUGCACUACUUAUUGUGGACAGUGCUACUGCCCUCUACAGAACCGACUACUCAGGUCGAGGGGAGCUUUCAGCCAGGCAGAUGCAUUUGGCCAGAUUUCUGAGGAUGCUGCUGAGACUUGCCGAUGAGUUUGGUGUAGCAGUGGUAAUCACCAACCAGGUAGUAGCCCAGGUGGAUGGAGCAGCCAUGUUCGCUGCAGAUCCUAAAAAACCCAUUGGAGGAAACAUCAUCGCCCAUGCAUCAACAACAAGGCUAUACCUAAGGAAAGGAAGAGGGGAAACCAGAAUCUGCAAAAUCUACGACUCUCCCUGUCUUCCUGAAGCUGAAGCUAUGUUUGCCAUUAAUGCAGAUGGAGUGGGAGAUGCCAAAGACUGAAUCAUUAGGGCUUCUUUCCUGGGAUAAGGUUUUAAAUGCUGUCUAGCCUAAUGAACAGGACUGCUCCCUGGGCUUCUUCAUCCUGUUGCGACUGCCAGGACAUGGCUUCUGGGAAAACAACUAUUGUAUCAGCUUUCUGGUGUCAGAAAUAGGUCAGUAUUCAAACUGAUCUGACAUGUUUAUUUCUUCUAUAGUAUAUUAAUAACUGAUUUUGUGUGUGUGUGUGUUUGGAGUAGAGGUAUGAAAUAACAGGUAUGGGACAGAUGAGACAGUCUUGUGUCUCCAAGGGAAGUAAAGCUGGAAAGAUCUGAGACUUCUGGAACAGUGAGAACGGGUGCUUUUACACAUUCUUUUCUCUAAGUAAGAUGCAAACUUUAAAAUUCUAUACCUAAACUGUCACGUAAUUUUGAAGAUUAUUCUUUGGUUGAGCAGUCUUCUUGCAUGUGGCACGCUAGUCUAUCAGCCCUUCAGGACAUGCUUGUUAUUCAGCUACGAAGACUUCACGUAAGCCAGUUCAUUCCACAGCUGCUAAUAAAGUAGUUGUGUGCAGUGACUGUGUUAUUUACUGGAGAUAUUCUAAUGCAGACUGAAUAUUGCAAAAUGGGGUUUCUGUAACAUCUUUUGGUACUGAGUAGUUAUAAUCAGAUGCUAUAGUUUGAAGAUGUGAACACUAAAGAAAGCCCUACAUAAGUCUUGUGAUUCAGAGGCCUAACAUUGCCGAAACGAUUCUACUUUAAGAGUAUUUCCAAAACCGUGGUCUCCUUUUUGAGUUCUUAAGCCUUAUUAAUAAAAGAAUUUCAAAAACAGAUUUAGAAUGAAGCUCAAAAUCAAUUUUAUACAAGUGUGAGACAAAAGCAAUAGAAUAGGUAAGCUGAAAAUGCUGGCAGCUGUCAGGAGCUGAAGAGAUGGAGAAGUCAUCAUAUAUUUUAAGUUUGUUAUGGGGAUAACAGAAACAGGCCCAAAAUGUCAGCGAAGGCAUUGGAAGCUCCAUGGAUAUGGCUUAGCAGCUAAGAGAUGCUUGCUUUGUCAGAGGUCUGAAAAUCAAUUCCCAGCACCUCUAUCAGGUAACUCACAAACAAACAACUUCAACUUGAGCUCCAGGAAUCUAACACUUUCUGGCCUCUGGGAGCAUACACAUUUUUUUUUUUUAAAUGUGUAUAAGCAUUUUCUUGCAUGUGUGUGUGUACAGCACGUGUGCCUGCCUGCUACAUGAAGAAGUCAUCAAAUGUCCUGGGACUGGAGUUACAGAUGAUUAUGAGUCACUGUGUGGGUGCUGAGAACAUGGCCUGGGUCCUCUGAGAGAGCAAGUGCCUAUAACCACUGAGCCAUUUCUCCAGCCUCUGAGAAAUAAUGUUUAUGGAGGGGGCCUAUGUAUGCUGGGGCUUGUUUUUAACUUAGCACUCAGAGGGCAGGUGGAUUUCUUGAGUUCAGGGCAGCCUAGUCUACAAAGCAAGGAAAAGGGGUCGCUGCUCUAACUAUCCUGUAACAAAGUGGGGGGCCUUUGUGUAAACAAAGGUUUUACUGGGUGGAGGAAUAAAACAUUUGCAUAGAAAACUUACAAAGUUUUUUUCUGAAAAGUUUAUAAACAAAGAACUCAAAGUA